This is a messenger RNA of Prunus armeniaca (apricot), 1827 nucleotides long. NCBI's taxonomy places the organism in Eukaryota, Viridiplantae, Streptophyta, Magnoliopsida, Rosales, Rosaceae. The record is from the annotation of a GenBank genome assembly.
AUGGGUGUUUUGACAACAGGAAUGGGCGGCGAUUCACUGAGCCUCAGAGCAGCCAUGAUGAGAGAGUCACUGCAAAAGAGCCAAACCAUCACUGACAGCGUCGUCUCCAUUCUCGGCUCCUUUGACCACCGCCUCUCUGCCCUUGAAACCGCCAUGCGUCCUACCCAGAUUAGAACGCAUUCUAUCCGGAAAGCACAUGAGAACAUUGAUAAGACCUUGAAGGCUGCUGAGGUUAUACUGGCACAAUUCGAUCUUUCUCGCCAGGAAAUUCAUGAGAUCAUUGUUAGUGGUUGUACUCUGGGUCAAGCAAAUAGUUUGCUUGCUAAAGCAAUUUCAAAGCUUGAAGAUGAGUUCAAGCAGCUGCUGUUGUCUUACAGCAAACCUGUGGAGCCUGAACGCCUUUUUGAUUGCCUCCCAAACUCAUUGCGGCCAUCUUCUGGGUCUCCUGGUGAUUACAGUGGCAAGAAUCCAUCCAAUAAUCAUGCUGAACACCACAACAGUAGCUUAGAAAAUGCUGUUUACACACCUCCUACUCUAAUACCACCACGGGUUAUUCCAUUGUUGCAUGAUUUAGCCCAGCAAAUGUUUCAAGCUGGUCACCAACAGCAGUUGCUAAUAAUUUACAGGGAUACUCGUUCGUCAGUUUUGGAAGAAAGCCUUCAGAAAUUGGGGGUCGAAAAACUUAGCAAGGAUGAUGUUCAGAAAAUGCAAUGGGAGAUUUUGGAGGCCAAGAUUGGAAACUGGAUUCAUUACAUGCGUAUAGCUGUCAAAUUACUGUUUGCUGGUGAACGGAAAGUUUGUGAUCAAAUGUUUGAAGCCUUUGAUUCUCUCGGUGACCAAUGUUUUGCUGAAGUUACCAGAAGUAGUGUCUCAGUUUUACUUAGUUUUGGAGAGGCGAUUGCUAACAGCAAGAGAUCCCCGGAAAAGUUAUUUGUACUUUUAGACAUGUACGAGAUAAUGCGGGAGCUGCACUCUGAGAUUGAAACGAUCUUCAUUGGUAAAGCUUGUGCUGAAAUUAGAGAAUCAGCGUCAAGCUUGACAAAACGGCUUGCCCAGACCGCGAAAAAGACCUUUGGUGAUUUUGAAGAAGCAGUUGAAAGGGAUGCAACGAAAACUGCUGUAUCUGAUGGCACUGUCCAUCCUUUGACAAGCUAUGUGAUCAACUAUGUGAAGUUUCUUUUUGAAAUUGAAAAUGGAGAUGAAGGUGGUUCACAACUAGCCUCUGUCACGAUGCAAAUAAUGCAGGCUCUUCAGACCAAUUUGGAUGGGAAAUCUAAGCAGUAUAGAGAUCCUUCUUUAACUCACCUAUUUCUCAUGAACAAUAUUCAUUAUAUGGUCAGAUCGGUGCGCAGAUCUGAAGCCAAAGAUUUGUUAGGGGAUGAUUGGGUGCAAAGACACCGGAGGAUUGUGCAGCAGCAUGCAAAUCAAUACAAAAGAAAUGCUUGGGGGAAGAUUCUGCAGUGCCUAUCCAUUCAAGGCUUGACCUCAUCUGGUGGUGGUAGUUCAGUAGCUGGUGAUGGAGGAAGUAGCAGUGGAGUUUCACGAGCAAUUGUUAAAGACAGGUUCAAGACGUUCAAUAUGCAAUUUGAGGACCUUCAUCAAAAACAAUCUCAGUGGACAGUUCCUGAUACUGAGUUGCGAGAGUCACUGAGACUUGCAGUAGCUGAAGUCUUAUUGCCUGCCUACAGAUCUUUCAUAAAACGUUAUGGGCCUCUAGUUGAGAGUGGGAAGAACCCCCAAAAGUAUAUCAGAUACACAGCAGAGGAUCUUGAACGAAUGCUGGGUGAAUUCUUCGAGGGCAAGAACGUGAAUGAACCCAAGCGGUAG